ACAUCCCCCAAACAUUCACAUCCUCUGUUUUCUCUCAACACACAAAUCAAACCAAUACUCAAAAUUCACCUACAACAAACUUCAAAUCUUAUACUAUGAUCUGGGUCAGAGGUAAAACCAUCGGUCAGGGAAGCUUUGCAGCUGUCAGUUUAGCAAAACCCACAAAACAGAGUUCAAAUUUACCCUCAAUUUUGGCGGUAAAAUCAUGCGGUUUAUCGCAAUCCGAAUCGUUACAGAACGAGAAAAUGGUAUUGGAAGAGCUUAAAGAUUGCCCGGAGAUUAUUCGGUGUUACGGCGACUCAAUAACGGUCGAAAACGGCGUCAAAUUGUAUAAUGUAGCGUUGGAAUACGCCUCCGGUGGAGCUUUAUCGGAAAAAGUGAAAAUUUCUGGUAACUUCCGGUUGCCGGAAAAUGAAGUCCGGCGGGUUACAAAGUCUGUUCUAAACGGGCUUGAUUUUAUUCACGGAAACGGGUUUGUACACUGCGAUAUUAAACUUCAAAACAUUCUAUUAGAUUCUAACGGCGCCGUUAAAAUAGCCGACUUUGGGUUGGCGAAAAAGAUAACGCCGUUAAAUAAUUUAAACUCGCCGGUAAAGUGGGGAAUUCGAGGUACACCGAUAUACAUGUCGCCGGAGAUGGUCACCGGCGGCGAGCAGGGGCCGGCGGCGGAUGUGUGGGCGGUUGGGUGUAUGGUGGUGGAGAUGAUUACCGGUGAACCGGUUUGGAAAUGUUGUGAUUUUGGCGCGCUUUUGAUGAAAAUCGGUAUUGGCGGGGAAAUACCGGAGAUUCCCGGGAAAUUAUUAUUAUCGGAUGAAGGAAAAGAUUUUCUUGGAAAAUGUUUUUUGAAAGAUCCGAGGGAAAGAUGGACGGCUGAGAUGCUGCUACGUCACCCGUUUGUGAACAGUGUGGUUGAGUGUGAAGAGGAUGCAGAGAAUCAAAUCUCCCCCAGGGAUCCCUUUGACUUUUUUGAUUGGGAAGUGGAAUCGGAGCGAUCAGUAACUUCGGAUUUGGAAUUGGAAUUUGAGUUGUCGGCUGUUUCGUUGGCGACGAGGUUGGGGGGUUUGAUGACGUGUCAGCAACCGGAUUGGUCGGUUUCCGGCAGUUGGCUAAAAGUGAGAUGAGGGUAGAAGUGGAUUGGGAGUUAAUUUUUUUAAAAAAAAAAGUUUUGACACGGAUUCUUUUAUUGAUUUUAAAGUAGGGAUUGAUGAUGUUUUUGCCAUCAAGUUGUAAAUAGAAAUAGAUAUAUGUGGAAGGUGUAGAUACACAUCACUUUGUUAGAAUGUGACCUCUGUGACAAUGUAUAGUGGGUUUAUUGAGAAUUCCAGCUCCAAUUUUUUAUUUAGAAUAAUAAUAACCGCGUAUGAAUAUUA
Messenger RNA from Helianthus annuus (common sunflower), 1370 nucleotides. RefSeq names its product mitogen-activated protein kinase kinase kinase 17. The coding region runs from base 96 to 1121 and encodes 341 amino acids. Gene Ontology annotation, molecular function: ATP binding; protein kinase activity. The record is from RefSeq and is a predicted model, not a curated record. The transcript has a single exon. NCBI's taxonomy places the organism in Eukaryota, Viridiplantae, Streptophyta, Magnoliopsida, Asterales, Asteraceae. Gene Ontology annotation, biological process: protein phosphorylation.